AUGGCCGCGGCGGGCCGGGCCCCGCACCGCUCCGCACCGCCGGCAGCCGCUGCCCAUAAGGCCGGGCCCGCCCGGCUCCGGCUGCAGCCCCAGCCCCGCUCCGGGCUCCCGCCGAGCACCCGCCGCCGCCGCUGCCGCCGACUGAAAGUUUCUGAGGGGUGGCCCCGAUGGACACCGGCCCCCUCGCCACCGCGGCUGUGCGGGGACACUCCCCUUGGUGACACCCGGGUGUCCCCGGGGCACGGGAGGGACCCACCUGGGGUUCCCAAGCUGUGCCUCUCCCCCUCCGCCACCAACCGUUCUUCACCUGAUAGGCCCGAGGGUGACACUUGCCGUGUCACCGCUGAUGACAGCACGCACAGGAACACGGUGUGGCCACCCGGGGUGUACCUGAUGCCACCACCAGGCACACCCUGUGCCACACUGCGUCUUGUUGCUGAUGCCGACACCGUGCCGGGAAUGGCCGUGGCUCUCAGGAAAGGUUUCACCACUUGGAACACGCCCGCGUCUCUCAGGAACACAACCACAUGGAUCCCGCUGCGAGGGGGAUGCGCCAGAGACUGGCUCGGAGUGGCAGCAGUGAUACACGGGGGCAGAAGCCGGAUGAGAAAAACAGGUGAUUUCUGCCACAUUUUACCACUCUUCGCUCAAUGGGGUUUGGGUCCCUGCACGGAUGUGUUUCCUGAUGUGAAGAGCUGCAUUGUUGCAUUUAAGCCGCAUCCUUCCUGGAGGCUGGCGGGGGCCUGGCUGCUUGCCUGGAGGAGUUUGCCAACCGCUGGAAAUGACUGGAAGAAUUUAUAGAACAAGAAGCC
Messenger RNA from Calypte anna (Anna's hummingbird), 812 nucleotides. RefSeq lists its product as uncharacterized. Lineage: Eukaryota; Metazoa; Chordata; Aves; Apodiformes; Trochilidae. The record is from RefSeq and is a predicted model, not a curated record. The transcript has 4 exons. Bases 1 to 801 code for a protein of 266 amino acids.